GCUGCUGUGCGCCUAUGGCUUCCUGGCCAGCCUCAGGCCAUCGGAGCCCUUCCUGACGCCCUUCUUGCUGGGGCCCGACAAGAACCUGACCGAGCGCGAGGUCUUCAAUGAAAUUUACCCGGUUUGGACCUACUCUUACCUGGUGCUGCUGUUUCCUGUGUUCCUUGCCACAGACUACCUCCGUUACAAACCCGUUGUGCUGCUGCAAGGAUUCAGCCUCAUCGUUACAUGGUUCAUGCUGCUCUAUGCCCAGGGGCUUCUGGCCAUCCAGUUCUUGGAAUUCUUCUAUGGCAUUGCCACAGCCACUGAAAUUGCCUAUUACUCUUACAUCUACAGCGUGGUUGACCUGGGCAUGUACCAGAAGGUCACAAGUUACUGUCGAAGUGCUACCUUGGUGGGCUUCACAGUGGGCUCUGUACUGGGGCAGAUCCUCGUCUCAGUGGCAGACUGGUCCCUGUUCAGCCUGAAUGUCAUCUCCCUCACCUGUGUAUCUGUGGCUUUUGCUGUUGCCUGGUUUUUGCCUAUGCCUCAGAAGAGCCUCUUCUUUCACCAUGUUUCUUCUGCCUGUCAGGGAGUAAAUGGCAUCAAGGUACAGAAUGGUGGCAUUGCAACUGACAUCCCAGCCUCUAACCACCUUCCUGGGUGGGAAGACAUUGAGUCAAAAAUCCCUCUAAAUGUGGAGGAGCCUCCUGUGGAGGAACCGGAGCCCAAGCCAGACCGCCUCCUCGUGUUGAAGGUACUCUGGGAUGACUUCUUGAUGUGCUACUCCUCUCGUCCUCUGCUCUGCUGGUCUGUGUGGUGGGCCCUCUCCACUUGUGGCUAUUUUCAAGUCGUGAACUACGCACAGGGCCUGUGGGAGAAGGUGAUGCCUUCUCGCCAUGCUGCUAUCUAUAACGGUGGUGUGGAGGCGGUUUCUACCUUACUGGGUGCUGUUGCUGUGUUUGCAGUUGGUUUUAUAAAAAUAUCCUGGUCAACUUGGGGAGAAAUGGCGCUGUCUGUGUUUUCUCUCCUGAUUGCUGCCGCAGUGUACAUCAUGGACACUGUGGGUAACAUUUGGGUGUGCUACGCAUCCUAUGUUGUCUUCAGAAUCAUCUAUAUGUUACUCAUCACGAUAGCAACUUUUCAGAUUGCCACAAACCUCAGUAUGGAGCGCUAUGCCCUAGUGUUUGGGGUGAACACAUUCAUUGCCCUAGCACUGCAGACUCUGCUCACGCUGAUUGUGGUAGAUGCCAGUGGCCUUGGCUUAGAAAUUACCACGCAAUUUCUGAUCUACGCUGGUUAUUUUGCACUCAUCGCUGUGGUUUUCCUGGCUAAUGGUGUAGUCAGUAUUAUGAAGAAAUGCAAAAAGCAAGAAGAUCCUGAAGCGAGUUUUCGUGUAACCACUUCAUAAUACAUGGCUGACAGGUUGCUGCUUAUAGCAAGAAUUCUGCACAGCAAGUGUGUGGAUGUAUUUCAUUUUUUAAGGUGUAGACAUAUAUUUCUGAAUGUUAUUUCAUGGCUUCAAAGCAGCCACUGAAGAAACACUUUGUGUUCCCAGAGUGACACAGUACUGUUGAGAGGAGCCAAAUUUCAUGGAUUAUUUAUGAGAGUUCAUUUAAAGGCGAUUUUGUUCUGAUUCGAAAGUGAAUUUGAUUUUGAAAGCCAGGUGAUCAAGAGCAACCCAGCAACACAUCGUGUGCUAUGCCUGAUUAUCAAGUUCCUGUACCCUCUUAGCCCAGCACUCGGCCUGGUGGGACGAGGGCUUCACAGAGGCCACAGGAUGUUACAAGUCAGGAUGGAAAUGUGCUCUAAUGGCACCCAGCUCUCAGCCCGACUUCCGUGUUACCCAUGUGCACUGGUGUUUCUACAGAUGAAGACUGUGAUUGUCACUGGACCGUUGGCAAUAUUUGCUCUGGUUUGGUGGUCUAUGCUGUAAGGAACAUGUAUAAUGUGUCAUUUUAAAUUAUUUUUAAAAUUCAUCGUAUGAAUGUUUUUGUUUCCCAUCUUGGUAGGUUUAAAGUUAUAUAGACUUGCUUUACUCAUGCUUCCUAGAGAAGCUCAUUUAGUUAGAAAAGAAGGCAAAUUUUGAAGCCUGCUUAUAAUUGAAAUGAAGAGACCUAAGCAGAAAACUUAAGAUGUGUUUCCUGUCUUUAAUUCUUUAGUAUGAAGGACUGUUAAUUCCGUGAUGGAAAAUUCCUGUAUGGGCUAAAAUCAGCCCAUUUUCUGUCUGCAUUCCCUUUUAUUUCCAAAGUUUAAAUGAAAGACUUUCUUUUUUUAAUAACUUCAUCUCUAUUUAUAGCUUUUACAUUAUUUCCUCUUUCAUAUCCAAGAUAAAGAUGUCACUAGGAUUGGAUUAUUCCAAGGCCUUUUUCAUAAACUGAGCCGUUUUUUGUUUUUUGGGUUUUUUUUUACCCCAUUGGAACAGGAUAGAUUUAAUUCUUGUAUGUUGUACCAUAAAUCUGCCUUUGUGUUGUAGAGUAGUCCAUCUUGAGUAUUUCUUUAAAGUAAAAGUUGCUAAUAAUUCCAUUUCCAGGUUACUUGAAAACAAUGUUCCUUCUGUAUGCACUUAAUUCUGACAUGAGUCUACCAAGGGCUGCUUGUGUAUGUCACGUGAGACGUGAAAACUAUUUUAGAGCCAACUUUGUUGCCUUAUCUUGAAAAGAAUCUUGGUAGGUGCUUUUAACUGGGGUGUUAACUUUUUUAAAAUGACACAAUUAAACAGUGUUAAGAUUGAAAAACUCUUACUGAUUGAAAAGCAUAUUCAGUUUAAGCAGGAAUUGAAGCAGAUGGGUGAGGAUAUGAGUAGGUCAUUUUCCAUUCACUUUCACAGUUAGG
This is a messenger RNA of Tupaia belangeri chinensis (Chinese tree shrew), 2814 nucleotides long. RefSeq names its product solute carrier family 19 member 2 (gene SLC19A2). Gene Ontology annotation, biological process: thiamine transport; transmembrane transport. Gene Ontology annotation, cellular component: plasma membrane. Lineage: Eukaryota; Metazoa; Chordata; Mammalia; Scandentia; Tupaiidae. The record is from RefSeq and is a predicted model, not a curated record. Gene Ontology annotation, molecular function: thiamine transmembrane transporter activity.